UGACGUCACAACACGGAAGUCGAUCAAAUUUUACCCGGGAAUUUCGGAGUUUACCGGACCUAUUUAAUGAGACUGUGAUCGGUUGUAUCAUAUGCACCUUGGAAGAAGACGAAAGUCGAAACACGUUGUGCCCUGUAUGUUUUUUAUUCUUUGUUUUAAUUGUAUCUAUAUUGUAAUAAAUCUCUUCAUAUAUUUACCCACUUGGCUACCCGAGUUGUGGUGUGAUUGGAAGAGUAUUUAGAGGAAUUAGAAGCUGACUUCGCUGGAUGAAGCAGUCUGGCUGACAUCAUUUGAGGAGCAAAUACAGUCAGAGCUUGCUAUUUAAGGCUCUACAGAUCGUGAGUGACUCAAUACCAAAUACUGUUGAUAUACAGUCUCUCUAUACAGUAUUAUGCUAUGUACAUUUUGUUUAUUUUUUUUAGAUUGAUCCAGUAAGCUACUGAUUGAAUAACUGAUGUACAGAUAUAAGUAUAAUAUUGUGAUAUUACUUUUCUAGCACCCCCCUCCUUUUCUUUCUUUUUCCCUUGAACCACUACAAUGUGCUGUAGUGGUUAUGAUGCUUGCAAUGUUCCUUUAACCCCUUAAGGACCAAACUUCUGGAAUAAAAGGGAAUUAUGACAUGUCACACGUCAUGUGUCCUUAAGGGGUUAAAAUCAAAUUUUUCAAUGCAUAGAAGAGAUCGCAGCCCUCUAGUUAAAUCAACCAACCCACUGCGUUAGUCAUUUUUAAGUUAAAGUCCCUUCUCACAGCCAUAAAGAUGGCAGCAGACAGUCGGCAUGUCUACGGGACAAAAGACCUCAUUGCACCUUAAGUCUGAUGCAUUUUGAGCAUUUAAACCCUUACUCAGAACUUUUUUUUUUUUUCAUUCUUCCUUAUUUGACUUCUGUUUGACAAUAUAAUCAAUUCAAAGUGUAUCUAACAUAAAACAAAUGAACUGCAGUUUUCCCCUUUAAAUCUAACAUAAAACAAAUGAACUGCAGUUUUCCCGUUUUAAUGGUCAUCGCGUUUGCAAUUUGAUUUUCAUUACAUCAGUCACUAUAGAAAUAAAAUAGAAUUUAAUCUUUACCUCUUAAUUGCCAUUAACUCCUCUGUAGUUUUCCGUAUUUCUGCCUUUUUAUCAAGCUUUGCUUUAGUCGCUUGAUUUACGCUAAAAACAAACAGAUAAAAUUAGGAGAAAUGAGCUUUUAGAUAUGUGCUGAAAAUCUCAAACAAUAAACAGGGGUUUACGUUUUUUCGGCAUCCAAUGCAGCUUUUUCCUUUUCUUUCAGAAAAUCUUCAAAAGCCGCGGUUUCCUCUUCAAGAUUUUUUAUGGCAUUUUUCAAUUCCCUUUUUUCAUACAUCAAGGUUUUUUCCAAAUCUCUAAUCUCAUCUUGUUUCACAAACUAGGAUAUCAAGAUGUGCACGUUAAUAAUUUUUGUCCAUAAUGCACUAUUAAAAAGACACUUCACUGUUUUAAUAUGAUAUGAAUUGUAUAUAUACACACACACACACACACAAUGCAAGUGUGUGUGUUUGUUAAAGAUAUUUGUGGCACAAUUAUUAUAGGAGAAAAAUAUAUUUGAAGUAUAUUCCCAUUGACAUGUAUAUAUAUUUUGUAUACCUGGUUGACUAGAAAUAGGAAAUUGAUGAUAUAACACAUAGGCCAAAUCCCUUAGUAUUUUGUGUAUGUUUUGAACAAAAAAUCAAAACGUUACACAAUAAAGAAUUUUUUUCACGGGGGGGGUAGGGGUAGGGGAGGGUGGCAGGGGUGGUGUGGUAUAUAGUGUGGUGUGUGUGUGUAACAGUGUAUAGAUGUCGGGGGGGUAUAGUAGUAUGUAUUAUCUAUGAAAAUAUUCCUGCGAUUGAUAUAUAUUUGCUCUCUUCUUAUCUUUAUACACUGUUUAAAUAUAUAUGUAUAAGAUAACGGAGAAAAUUUUCCUGGGGUUGAUCCCUAUGGCAGACAGUCUAUAUUAGUAUAUUCUAAGGCUAGUCAUAAUUAAUAGACAUGUGCAAUUCGUUUCGAGCCGAAUAUGAAUUCAGACAAAUUUCGGGCAAUUCGGACAUUCGGGUACUUCCGAAUAGCCGAAGUGCCGAAUUACCAAGGUCCCGAAGUUCCGAAAUUACCGAAUUUCCGAAUUGUCGAAGUGCCGAAGUAUCCUAAGUACAGUAUUGCCUAAGUACUAAUAUAUUUACCCAAUGGAAGCGGAAGAAUGUUACACUGUAUACAAUUUUAAAUAAAAAGUAUACAAACAUAGCCAGGAUUCAGUUGUAAGUAUUUGCAACACUUACAACAAUCAAGUAACACACAUUCAUAUAAAAUGUAAGUUACUUAGCCAGUCAGUGUAAUGACAGGAAUGAAGAAGAUAAGUAGAUAGCGCCCUAAUACCGUGGGAAUUAGGGAGUUAUCUACUAAAAGGCUGAAAGACCUAAAUUGGUCUUUCAGACAAAUUUACUAAUACUAAGUAAAGAUUACUUAGUAUUAGUAAAUUAUGUCCCUACUCGCUAUACCAUGAGUAGGGCAUGUCUAUUAAACAGUGAGCAACUGUCCUCCUCCCCCUCCUAACCUAUUGCCCCCCCCCCCGGCCCCCACCCCUGAGCGGCGGGUGGGGGCCUUAAAGUAAAGUAAUGGGGGGGAGCUAUUGUACUCCCCCCAGACCCCACCCCUGAGCGGCGGGUGGGGGCCCUAAAUUAGAAUGGGGGGAUCUAAUGUCCUCCCCCCUGGCCCUCACCCCUGAGCGGUGGGUGGGGGCCCUAAAUACUAAUUAGGGGAGGGACCUAAUGUCCUCCCCCGGCCCCCACCCCUGAGCGGUGGGUGGGGCCCUAAAUACUAAUUGGGGGGGACCUAAUUUCCUCUCCCAUGAGCGGUGGGUGGGGGCCCUAAAUUAGAAUGAGGGGUGAGGACCUAACGUCGUCCUCCCUCCUGGCCCCCACCCCUGAGCGGUGGGUGGGGGCCCUAAAAUACUAAUUAGGGGGGACCUAAUGUCCUCCCCCCUGGCCCCCACCCCUGAGCAGCGGGUGGGGGCCAUAAAUGAAAAAAAAAAUACCCCCUAGUCACCCCCCUCCCCAAAAAAACUAACCCCUACCUACCACCUCACCCUAAAAAUAAUGAAGGGGUACCUGAAAUAAAAUAAAACUUACCAUUUGAUGUUUUCUUUCUUCUAAAAUCUUCUUUUUUCAGCCCCAAAAAAGGCCAAAUAAAAAGCCAUAAUAACCGACGCACUAAAAACAAAACAAAAAAAAAAAACAAACAAACACAGGAGCGCAAUUUUUUUUUUUUAAAUCCAUCUUCACCAGGCGAAGGCUCCGCGCAGACUGAGCUCUGCAGGGUGGGUGAAGGCUUAUAAAGCCUUGCCCCGCCCUGCAAUUAGGCUCAGAGCACUAUGAUUGGUGGGUUUAAGCCAUCCAAUCAGAGUGCUCUGACAGGUAAAUGAAGAGACUGACAGUUAAGUCUGUACAUUUACCUGUCACAGCACUCUGAUUGGUUGGUUUGAAAUCCACCAGAGAGUUAUGAGUCAAUAACACAGCAUGAGAAAAUUCCAAAGAACUUUCCCACGCUGUGUAAAAUGACACAGAGCACUCUGAUUGGUGGAUUUCAAACCAACCAAUCAGAGUGCUGUGACAGGUAAAUGUAGAGACUUACCUGUCAGUCUCUUCAUUUACCUGUCAGAGCACUCUGAUUGGAUGGCUUUAACCCACCAAUCAUAGUGCUCUGAGCCUAAUUGCAGGGCGGGGCAAGGCUUUAUAAGCCUUCCCCCGCCCGGCAGAGCUCAGUGUGCGCGGAGCCCUCGCCGGUUGAAGAUUGAUUUUUUUUGCGCUCGUCUUUUUUUUUUUUUUUUUUAAGUGCGUCAGUUAUUAUGACUUUUUAUUUGGCCUUUUUUGGGGCUUAAAAAAUAAGAUUUUAGAAGAAAGAAAACAUCAAAUGGUAAGUUUUAUUUUUCUUUUUUAAGGUACUUAGUUAAAUGGUCCCCCCUCAUUAUUUUUAGGAUGAGGGGGGUAGGUAGGGGUUAAUGUUUUGGGGGAGGGGGUUGACUAGGGGUUUGGGGACCCCUAAUCACCCGGGGGAGGGUUAAUUUUUUUAUUUUGGGCCCCCACCCGCCGCUUAUGGGUGGGGGCUAGGGGGAGGACGUUAGGUCCCCCCCAAUUAGUAUUUAGGUCCCCCACCCACCGCUGGGGGUAGGGGACAGGGGGGAGGACAUUAGGUCCUCUACCUUCAUUCUAAUUUAGGGUCCACACCCACCGCUCAGGGGUGGGGGCCAGGGGGAGGACAUUAGGUCCCCCCCUCAUUCUAAUUUAGGGCCCCCACCCACCACUCAGGGGUGGGGGCCAGGGGAGAGGACAUUAGGUCCCCCCCCGAUUAGUUUUUAAGGCACCCACCCACCGCUCAGGGGUGAGGGUCAGGGGGAGGACAUUAGGGCCUCCACCCACCGCUCAGGGGUGGGGGCCGGGGGGGAGGACAAUAGGUCCCCCCCAUUAUUUUACUUUAGGGCCCCCACCUGCCGCUCAGAGGUGGGGACCAGGGGGGCAAUAGGCCCCCCUUUAGUUUAAAAGCCCCCACUUGCACGUCGCGAGUGGGGGCUCGGAAGGAGGUCCUAUUUUUUAUUUUAUUUUUUAUUUUUUAACAGAGCAGCCACUGGCUGCUCACUGUUUAAUAGACAUGCCCCUACUUGCAGUAUAGCGAGUAGGGGCACAAUUUACUAAUACUAAGUAAUUUUUACUUAGUAUUAGUAAAUUUGGCUGAAAGACCAAUUUAUAUCUUUCAGCCUUUUGGUAGAUAACUCCCUAAUUAGGUGGGAAUUAGGGAGUUAUCUACCAAGCGGCUGCAAGAGAAGUUCUGAUAUUCCGAAGUCCAGAAGUUCCAAAAUUACUGAAGUUCCGAAGUGUUGAAGUUCUGAAGUGCCGAAGUUGCCGAAGUGCCGAAUUUCGGAAUGCCGAACCGAAAAAUAUUCCCAUGCACAUGCCUAAUAAGUAAUAGACAAAGCACUCAAUAUAUAGGGAAUAUGAGUAUAUUAAGAGAGUGGUGCUCCCAUUCCCUUCCUCCAUGGUUUCCUUUUUGUUUAAUUUUUAUUGGUUAAUUAGUAGUGAUAGAUUCAGCAGUGGUUGUAGUUGUGUGUUUACAGUUUGGUAGCAGUAUGUGUGUGUGUAACAGUGUGGGCAGCAAUGGGGGUAGUCAUGUGUGUGUACCGGUCAUUUCUGAAACGGCCAUUUUAGUCCCAGUCCUUUCCCCUCUCCUUAAAGAGAGAUCACUGUGCUUAGUUUGUGGGGGUGGAAUACAGCAAUCCUAGAUUCUAGGAACGGCAGAAGCCAGGCAGGAGAAAAGAACAAGACUUAACAUGCAGAGUGGAAACGUCCAAAUUGGGCCCAAUUAGCCAUUUUCCAUCCCCGGUGUCAUGUGACUCGUUAGUGUUUCAAGGACUCAGGUGUGAAUAAAAUUUAAAUUUGGUGUUAUCGCUCUCACACUCUCUCAUACUGGUCACUGGAAGUUCAACAUGGCACCUCAUGGCAAAGAACUCUCGGAGGAUCUGAAAGAAAGAAUUGUAGCUCUACAUAAAGAUGGCCUAGGCUCUAAGAAGAUUGCCAAGACCCUGAAACUGAGCUGCAGCACGGUGGGCAAAACCAUACAGCAGUUUCACAGGACAGGUUCCACUCAGUACAGGCCUCGCCAUGGUCGACCAAAGAAGUUGAGUGCACGUGCUCAGCGUCAUAUCCAGAAGUUGUCUUUGGAAAAUGGACAUAUGAGUGCUGCCAGCAUUGCUGCAGAGGUUGAAGGGGGGUCAGCCUGUCAGUGCUCAAACCAUACGCUGCACACUGCAUCAAAUUGGUCUGCAUGGCUAUCGUCCCAGAAGGAAGCCUCUUCUAAAGAUGAUGCACAAGAAAGCCCACAAACAGUUUGCUGAAGACAAGCCGACUAAGGACAUGGAUUACUGGAACCAUGUCCUGUGGUCUGAUGAGACCAAGAUAAACUUAUUUGGUUCAGAUGGUGACAAGCGUGUGUGGCUGCAACCAAGUGAGGAGUACAAAGACAAGUGUGUCUUGCCUAUAGUCAAGCAUGGUGGUAGGAGUGUGAUGGUCUGGGCCUGCAUGAGUGCUGCCGGCACUGGGGAGCUACAGUUCAUUGAGGGAACCACGAAUGCCAACAUGUACUGUGACCUACUGAAGCAGGGCAUGAUCCCCUCCCUUCGCAGACUGGGCCACAGGGAAGUAUUCCAACAUGAUAACGACCUCAAACACACCUCCAAGACGGCCACUGCCUUGCUACAAAUGCUGAAGGUAAAGGUGAUGGACUGGCCAAGCAUGUCUCCAGACCUAAACCGUAUUGAGCAUCUGUGGGGCAUACUCAAAUGGAAGGUGGGGGAGAGCAAGGUCUCUAACAUCCACCAGCUCUGUGAUGUCGACAUGGAGGAGUGGAAGAGGACUCCAGUGGCAACCUGUGAAGCUCUGGUGAACUCCAUGCCCAUGAGGGCUAAGGCAGUGCUGGAAAAUAAUGGUGGCCACAAAAAAUAUUGACACUUUGGGCCCAAUUUAGACAUUUCCACUUAGGGGUGUACUCACUUUUGUUGCCAACGGUUUAUAUAUUAAUGGCUGUGUGUUGAGUUAUUUUGAGGGGACAGCAACUUUACACUGUUGUACAGGCUGUACACUUACUACUUUACAUUGUAGCGGAGUGUCAUUUCCUCAGUGAAAAGAUAUAAUAAAAUAUUUACAAAAAUGUGAGGGGUGUACUCACUUUUGUGAGAUACUCUAUAUGGACAAAUUAUAUUGUUAAAGACAGAGCAAUACACAGACAGAGCACCACAAUCACUAUGACAGCAAGUAGGGUUUAUGGUGCUUAAACUGCCCUAUUACGACUACAGAAAAUAGACUUUUGCGCUAUAAUAAUAAUAAUUCUCUAUCUAUUAUUCUAUUGCUACAGAUAACCAUGGUAACUAAAUUGCAAAUGUUCGUAGUACAGCCCAUGGAAGAUUGCCAUUAUAAUCACCAGAGACAAAAUAUCACUGGUUACACAGGUCCCAUCCAUCACACGUGUUAUAUUGUAUUAUGGGGCACUGUAAUGCAUAUUUCGUAAACAUUUUAAAUCUCAAGUACUUUCCUAUGAAUCACAAGUGAUAGAAUGUCAUUCAGCAUGCCGUGGCUUCUCUGAGUUACAGUGCUAUAUAUUGAAAUCACAUUGUAUAUAAAUUAUACUAGUAAAAUAGAGCAUAUACUCUGCAUCAUAUCUGCACAACUCAGUGUUAGUCCGUUGUAACCCAAUUAAGGCAGAUUGUAAUUAAUGUGGUAAAAUACCUGAAUCCUGUCAAUUUCCUGCUUCUGAGACUCAUAUGCUCUCAGCGCCUCCCUUUCUGCUCUGGGUCCUACGAAAACAAUUCCAGAAAUUAGAACUUUGGAUCAUAUGAUGCUGCUGGUCUAUCAAGCUUGACGGUCUAUGUAUGUAUAUCCAUCUGCAACUGUAACUGGGGAAUGCCAGAGACAGCGGAAAUAAAAGAGAGGUGGUUCUUGGUAUCUUAAUAGGUUUGCUGUAUUAUCGGUGGGGUAAUUUAUUCAAAUUACCAACAUAACAUUGUAAGAUAUAUAAUUAUAUACCUCCCAAGUGUCCCUAUUUAGGAGGGACAGUCUUGAAUUAUGGGUUCAAAUCCAUCUGUCCCUGUUUUUAUCCUAAUGUCCCUCUUUUGUAGGCACUCCAUAUUGUUUGUGUGUCUGAGUGCAUAACAGAGCUCCACAGCAAUAACACUCACAGUAAUGUGUCUUUAAACUACAAUAAAUGUGUUUUGAAAUCAGUGUGUAAAUAUGAUACAUUGUUCCUGUUCUAAAAAAUGUUUUAGUUGCUUAGUGUGUUAUAGUACGUCACCUACAAAUUUCUCAGAACAGCCCCCACCCAGCCCCUUUUUGUUCAUUUGAAAUGUUGGCAGGUAUUGGGAUGGUGUAUACCAGGGGUCUAGUUCAGGGAAUCCUUGGUGACAAGGUCAAGGAGGACUUAAUAUUAGACUUCAGACUAUUGAUUUUUAAGUCUCAAAUGACAUAAUUUUAAAAUGACAUAAAGGGACAUUCUACACUAUGUCAGGAGUAGGCAACCUUCUGCACUCUAGAUGUUGUGGACUUCAUCCCCCAUAAUGCUCUUACACCGAUAAUGCUGCCAAAGCAUCAUGGGAGGUAUAGUCCAAAACAUCUGGAGUGCCGAAGGCUGCCUAUGCCUGCUCUAGGUAUUAUAACUAUCACUACUAAAUCUCUAUUGGUAGAGAUUCUCGGUCCCCAGAAAAAUGCAGACCAGCCUCCAGCAAUAAUUUGGCAGAUGUGAAACUAUGCGUUUCUUUAUAAAACAUAAGAAACUCAUCCAAAAGUGCUCACAGAGAUAGAAAUAAGGCGCACGGAGGACAUGCUGGCCCUGAAUUACAAUGUGUCUGGGGCACCUUGCUCAUAUCUAGACCAUGUGCAAUACUAAAUGGGCAGCAGAGGGCGCUAUUUACUAUAGGUGCCAAAGGAAAUUGGAGAGGAAAUGGAGUUGCAGUACUUUAAGUACAAAGUACAAAUGUUGCAAACAAAUAGCACCCAGCACUUUAUUUAUACAUGGGUAUGGCUGUCACACAGCAAUUUUGGUUCCCCAUAAAACAAAGAAUGCACGUUUUGCUGAGGAUCGCACACAGAGUAAUCACUUUGAAAGCAUAGAACAAGCAUAGAAUGCAUCAAAAUCCUUCCCCCUCCCCCCCCCAAAAAAAAGAGGAAAAAAAAACUCACUUCUGGUAGCAGCCGGUAUACUUUUUGGGUUGUAUUUGACAGAUGCUGGUGUUGUCUCUCCUGCUUUGGUGAUGAAUUUAUUAAGUUCCAAAAGUGAUUUUUUGUGAGAAGACGAGAGGGAUCUUAUUCUGGAAGCAGCGGUUGUCUUCUCGUGAACCUUACGCCCCUUGUUUAAGAGUUUACUCUGAACACACAAUUUCAUAUAAAAAGUUGUGUUAAGACAAGAAAAUCAUAUACACACACAUACAUUUAUAGAACGCCUUAUUCAUUAUUAAUAGCACAUUGAGAUAUAGAGGGUUGAAUUAGUCUUUGUAGGUUGGUUGGCUCCAUUAGAGGGACAAGAAUUAGGGCUUAUCCGCAUUAUUUACUAGUGUGUGAGAAAACCAUCGUAAGGGGGAAUUAACUUAUUCAUGUAUGUCUCAAAAAAGAUCCAUGGUAUUUACCAUUUUAACUUGCAGUUUGCAAAAAUAUCGUAACAAAUCUAGCAUCACUGAUUUUCCAGUGUAAAGCCCAUAAACUGGCUUCUAUAUAAACUAAGAAUGCAUGCGAAAGCACGCCACAAUAGCGUUCACCGUAAAAUAGGGUGGAAAAAAAAAACAACUUUACUGGCACUCAUAGAAGGCAUGUGUGAAAUAACACUGGGAGCUACAAACAAAAACAAAAAAAAUCUUUCACGCUUCUGCAUUCUCAGUCCAUAAUUAUAGGGCUGUAGUGGUUAUGGUGUUUGGAGUAACCCUUUAAAGUAAUACUAAAAUUCCUGUGACGUUAUGCUUCCUCUUUAAGCCCAGUGACUUUAACUAACAUAUUUUAAGGUUAAUAUUCAAAUUUUUUUUUUUUACUGCAGGAUUCUUCAUUGCCUAAUUACUUAAAGGACCACAAUAGGCACCAAGACUACUUCAGCUCAAUGAAGUGGUCUUGGUGCCAGGUCCCUCUAGUUUUAACCCUGCAGCUGAAACUGCUAUGUUUCACUGAGGGUUAAUCCAGCCUCCAGUGGCUGUCUCACUGACAGCCGCUAGAGUCGCUUCCUCGCUUCUCACUGUGAAAAUCACAGUGAGAAGAAGCUGGACGUCCACAGGAAAGCAUUGAGUAAUGCUUUCCUAUAGGCAGUUUGAAUGCGCGCGCGGCUCUUGCCGCGCAUGCGCAUUCGGAGCGGACGUCGGCAGAGGGAGGAGAGUUCCCCAGCACAGAGUGAGCCUGGCGCUGGAGAAAGGUAAGUGGCUGAAGGGGGGACCUAUUGACCCAAAGUGCCAGGAAAACGAGUUUGUUUUCCUGGCACUAUAGUGCUCCUUUAAUUUUAUACACCUUCUUCUGAAUUUUACAGUCUACAGGGCAACCCUUUUAACGUGUUGUCCAUCAAUAUGUUUAUGUAUUCCUGAAAACAUACUUUAUAGUGCAAAUUGCUGUUAGAGCAGUGGGGGCAUUGCUUUUGUAGAACCGGGAAACCCAGGUUCAGAUCCUGGUCAGUCCCUUUACUGAUAAGUGUCCUUACUGGCAAGACUCCUAAUGAUAUAUCUCCACCUAACUCAGAUCCUCGUAGGCUGUACGCUUGUUUGAGCAGGGCCUUCUUCACCUCUUCUUUAAUGGUAAAGUUAUGUGAAAUAUGAUUGCACAAUAUAAAAUUUGAUAACAAUAAUGUUAAAACAAACCUCUUGUUUCUCUGUUAGGUGUUUGCUCCAGUAGGUAAAUAAAUCCUCAAAAUCUGGACAAGCAAAGGGAUUUGGGGAAAAAAUGGAACUCCUAUCUGCAGACAUCUGUGGAAUUUGAAGCAGAAUUAAAGAAAUAAAACCACACUUUAAAAAAUGUACAUUGGGGUUUCUUCAAGCUGGGAUCUGGAAGACCCUCAUACCAGUCCUACCCUCACACAUCAGAGCAGCAUCUUCACAUUGCUUCUCGUUUACAAGUUGGGCAUAUUAUUUAAAGGGACAUGCAUCACUUGAAAAUAUUUUUUGUUGGUCAGGCCACUCAGUGAGGAUAAUUUCUUCAGCCUACCCACCCAUCUCAGUGUCAGACCUGUCCACUAAUGACUGAAACUGGGUAUAAUUGAGAAGCAACAGGAGAGAGAAACCCGCCACUAGGGCUUGUCCUGCAGAUCUUUCAACAGCACAUGUGACUGUCAGGCAUACCCACAAAUCUUCCCAGCAUUCCUAGGGAUAGCACACUGAUUUUUGAGAUCAAUGUAAUGUAUCCCAUGGAGUGGGUGUGAAAAACAUAAAUAAGAAUGUGGUAAAUAUGAGAAAAAAGUAUUUAACUGCUUUUGUGAGCCAGCUGUCGCAUUCAAAGCUAAAGAUUAUGGAUGGGACAGUCGUCUCAAAGUGAUGCAUAUUCCUUUAAUAAUUCAGAUUGACAUUCCCGUAAUUGCUCAAGAAGGCUAAAGGUACAGUACCCCCAAGUUUUUGUAAAACCACAAGGUGAGAAUUAUAUUGUAUUUCAUCUCAAAGACAAGCACCUUAUUAAUACUCUGCAAAUUCACAGGCCCACUGUAAUGUGUUACCCCCUGUAACCGGGCUCUAUUAUUUUAUUAUUAUUAUUUUUAUGCCUUAAAUGGAAUAUGUCGUUGUCACUUCAGAAAAAUUUACAGUUUAGUGAAUACCAGCAGUCCUGCAUGAGUUUAAAGCCAGAGUCUACAUUACAAAACUUACUUUCCCUUUUGUGAUUGGCUGAGAUUUGAGUUUCCAGCCAAUCAUUUCCCAGCUAAUUUAUAAUAUAUUGCUGAUGAGAAUGUUCACUAAAAAACAAAUUAUAGGGAAGAGAACACUACAGUGUUAAAAACACAAAAAACUAAAUUAGGUCCCCAGCCCACCUUGCCUCUGUUAAAUAAGUAAAAAAAACUUGCCUUUAUUUCCACACUCUGUCCCAUCAGAAUUGACGAUCUCAGCCAAUCCAAUGCUUUCCCAUUUGAAAGCAUUGGGAGGCUGUUUAGCAUGCGCAGGAAAAUGAUGCCCUGUGUCAACCAGCAUCUCCUCAUAAGAUGUAGUGAGGAGGACUAUUCAGUGUCACCAUGCAGAGUGUGGAGCUCUGAACGCUAGUGCAACACAUUCUGCAGCACUGACACAGGAAGCCCCUCUUGGGGCCGUCUGAUUGACUGCCCCUAGAGGUGUCCCUAAUGAGCAAUGUAAACACUAUAUUUUCUCUAAAAAGGCUGUGUUUGCAUUAAAAUGCCUGCAGGGGCAUACUAUACUCACCAGAACAUCUACAUUAAGCUGUAGUUUUUCUGGUGACCAUAGAGUCCCUUUAAGGCUAAAAUCCCUGUGACUGUAAGGCUUUGUCUGUAGCGAAGUGGAGACAUUUUCGAAAUCAGCACUUUUUGCCUUAUGCUUUGCAAUUCAUUUUACUGUAACUUACUACUUAGUGAAUAAACCCUUGUAAUAUUUGACCAAUCCAAAAUUUACCAAAAUGUAUCCAUAAUAUAAAAUAUGGUACAGUUAUUUCUCAGUAAAGAAAUAGUGUAUGGCUAAAAAAAAAAUAAUAAGAAAUAAACUGUAGAUACAUGUAAAGCAAUCGGAAAAAAUAAAUGUAUUAAAAAAAUGUGCUUUUUGCCUGAAUUUCCAAAGCACUUGUCACACACAGAUUAAAUAAUCUGUGUGCGAAAUACAAAUCCCAUUAUUGUCAGCAAGCCUUGAAUCCAGAGUAUGGACGUUGUACUAUAACAACCAGAGUCCCAUGAAUUGUUCACCUACACAUUAGAGAUUAAACCGCUUUAACGCACUUGUUUAUUGUAUCACUUGAAAUCCAGAUUGGAAGGAAAUCCUCAAUUUAGGUGCAGAUACUAGCUUUAUGCUCCUUUGAUGUUUCUGUUAUCUCUAUGAGAGAGGUAGAUUUAAAUCUGGUCUCAUUCCACUCAGCAACUGCCAGGAACAAUAGGUCGUUAAUUCAAUACAACUGCCCCAAGGAAAGCCCCUGAAAACCGGUUUAAACCUGGUAUUCAUAGUAAUCAUCCCAGUCACACUGGGCUUUUCACUAAACUUCAUUUCAACUGGUGCAACACCAAUCAAAUGCCUUUUACUCUAUGCCUGAACGGAUCAAUCCAUCCAAGAUUUACCUGUGCAGUCUUGUGCAAUGAGAAUUGUUGGGAAUUCAGAGUAAAUUGCAAAUUUAAUGCCAAACCAGCCAUUUGAGAAAAAAAUUUUGGUUGUUACUUUGGCCUUAAAAUUUUAAUUUACUUUGCAUUUAUGACAAUUUAUGAGACGUUUUGAGAAUAAUUCUGUAUUGGGUAAAUUGUCAAAGUGAACUGCAAAUUUUUAGGGCAAAAUAGUUGCAGUAGAAAAAAAUUCAGCAACGUUUUUAGUUCUGCCAUUUGGCCUAAGAUUUGAAACUCACUCAUUUUAGUAAAUGACUCUGCUAGUAUGUGCAUUUUGUGAACAUGUGUUCCCUAUGACCCUGAAUCACCGUCUCAUUAUUAUUUGCGCUCUUCCAAGGCCGAGUUAAAAUGCAAUAGCUAAUCUAACUCAGUCUCUAACAAUUCACAGACCGGGUGUCUUAAAAUGUUAUGUUUUAAGACUCACAAACUGUGCAGGUAAUGUGAUACGUAAAGGUAAGGAUGGGGAAAUCUAGUGGACAAUUGUGAAACCAGGCCACCCUACCCUUGGAACACAGGGGAGGUUACAAACUGCGGUCUGGCUGUUACUAAAUAGCUCUUUUUCUGCUCGAACAGAUUCCCCUCCUGAGUACGAGGCAAAAAAAAAGCCUUGGUGCGAAUCUCUCGCUAGUUACUAAAAUGUCCUGCAAGUUUAAGCUGCUGUUGGAAAAUGCCGAGCAAAUGGUUGUUGUAUGUCGAAAAGAAGAGGAAUUUCUGCUUCAGGAGGGAAUGCAGCAAUUGGCCGUAUUGGAAAACGCCAGUCUGGUGGUCGGAAAGUAAGUUUCCUAUCUUCGUAAUACUUGCUCUGUUUAGGUUAUCUAAUAGCAAUACUGCGUUAACAGCGUUUAACCUGUUCACUGCCAAAAUCUGUCUGGGUUAUUGCGCUAGCUAGGAAUUUUCCUAAGCCUUGUCCUGAAGAGGUUAAAACCAAAACUAGCACUGGAACAGGGGUAACAUAGGGUUUUAUCUGUAUUUUGUUAUUAAUAUCACAAUUUAGUACUAAUGUAAAAAUGGGUAUUUCGUGUAUGAAAAUCUGAACCUUAGAAUACACUGCAAAGGACAGAUUUGUAUGGGUGAGGUGGGGAGUGUUUAUGUUAAAACAAGCUUGCAGUUUAAAAGAAACAGGGUAAUAUGUAACGGGGCAAUAUGUAUGGAUUUAAACUCCAAACUCUAAUCCCAGAAUAACUUAUUCUAGUAGUAACGGUGCAAAAUGACCGUGGGUGCAAGAAUUGUCAGAUCACUGUUUUAAUUAUUUACAAAGCUAAGGACAGAUUGUACUGAGCUUUAACUCCUUUGUUUCCAGUCCAUUUAUCGAGUCUAAACUUCUAUUUAUUGCUGUAAAAAAGCAGCAUAUUUAUUACUUUUAUUAUAUUAGCAGGAAUACAUGGAGAUAAGACAGACCUAAUAUUUAAUAGUUGCCUUAUGCCCACAGAGCUUUCCAUAAUUAAGAGGUAGGUGGCCUUUAGCUCAUCAUACUUUCUUUAUAAAUCUUUAAUAAUUAAGCAAAUAUCAUCUUCCUGCACAGAGGGACUGAGUGUUUACCCUGUCUGUUUCUAUAUGUUAACGUUAUUGAUAAUGUCCUUUUAGAACUGGAGGGCAUUGUAUAGGAACUAAAGAAAAACACAGAACUCUGGGAUCACUGUGAGGACAAUCUUCCAUUAACAAAUAUCUUAUCUCAGCUCGUAGCAGCUUGCAAACAUUUCCACAUCACACAUAUUCAAUAUAGUUUGACAGCCUGGAACACUCAGUACCCCAGUGGGCCAGCACAAAGAGCAUGGAUUGUGAGUCACCUUCCAAUGCCAAGCAUAAAUCCAUACAGUUCUGGGCUAGCAAAAUUCUGCACACUUGAGUUUGGUGUAUAGAACAUGCCCCUGCAGUCUCACUGCUCUAUUCACUGCCAUUUAGGAGUUAAAUCCCUUUGUUUAUGAACCCUAGUCACACCUCCCUGCAUGUGACUUGCACAGCGUUCCAUAAACACUUCCUGUAAAGAGUCAUCUAAUGGGAGUAGACUGCCCCCUAGUGGACACACAACAAAUUAAGGGGCUGUCUCCAUGGAGGAGAGUACAACUGAGUAGAUACUUUGUGUGGCAGGAGGGAGAUGCCUCUUCAUACCUUUUUUGAGGGCCCUGCCAGUCUCUCUCUGCUUUCUCAUCUGCGGGUCUUCCCACCCUAGGUUUUCAGCAGAGGACUUCCUUGUGGGGGCAGCACUGAGUUUUGCCUCUCAUUAGUAGGAGUGGUUAUUUGCUGUUGCGAGGCUUGCUUAAUCGAACUAGCCGCUCUGUCCGGUUUAGUUUUCGAUUCUCCUGUGGUAGCUGUCAGUUUCUUCGGCAUGGCAUCGCCACUGCUCUGUUGAGUGAGAGUUUUGUUCGAUUUCCCUCUUUUGCGAGAGGGUGCGGCUCCACUGUGAUGCAGACAUUGAGGACCGGAGUGCCGGCAAGUUUCGGUUGGGCUGUUUCCCCCUCAUGUUAUUGGAAGGUGUGGGGGGCCCUUCCAGAGCAUCUAUGUGAGGUGCUGGGACAAAGAUCUCCACAGCAGUCCAUUAUGCCUCUGCUUGGGCAGAAGCACUGAUCAAGAGUUAACAACUUCUAAAGUAAGGUGCUCUUGGAUCUGAUUGAAAAUGUUUUUUUUCAUGCAAGGCGUGUGUGACAGAGCAGGUGUUUAUUGAGUCAAAUAAACAGAAACCAAAGUCAUUUAACUGAGAGAAACCCUGCAGGGGCAUGAUCUAUACACCAAAACCACUUCAUUAAGUUAGUUGUUUUGGUGUUUAGAGUAUCUUUCAUUUGUGUCAACAGUGUUAUUUUGUCUUGAAUCGGCUUUAUAUAAUUUUUUGUAAAUUUAAAGCGUUACCCCAAACACCGUGACCACUUUAGUGAUUUGAAGUGGUCAUGGAAGUACGAGUAAGUAUGUGCAGUGUUUUUGCAUGGAACACUGCACAUACUGAGACAUUUUUAAUUGUGUGAUGGGGCUAGUUGCACGGUGCACCCCAGCACACAUGACAUUGACAGCACUGGACAGAAUUUAUAGCUGCCAAUGUCAGUUCUCUGCAUAUGUUGGGUCUGUCAUCCACGCACACUGCACGCUGGUGAUGUAUAAAUUAUCAUUUAUUUAUAUAAUAAAUCUAUCCAUGUUUUGUUUUUUUCAAAAAACCCUCUCAACCCUCGCCAGCCCUUAGUGCGUGCAUAUACUCUUAGCCGGCAAAACGUCCCAAUCACAGACUUCUUUGUGAGAAUCCUGUGAUUGGACUACGCAAGGCCCCUGUGAUGUCAGAGGGGGUGUGGAAAUCAGUGCUCAGAGCUUCGCCAGACACUGGAUACAAGUUAAAUAAAAAUCCUUUAUUUGCAGGUGGCAGGGAGGGACCUCCUGUAGUGCCCAAUGGGGCAUAUUACACACGAAAGGUUCCCUCAAAAGAGAGACCUUUUAAACAUUUACUUACCUCUGUUUCAACGGCAUAAGUCCCCUCACAGCAUUCUGCUCUGCCCCUUUUCACGUCAUGCUGCCAUGACAAUGGUCCAAUCCAAUGCUUCCCAUGGGAAGUCCAUAUAGCAAUAUGCCAGUCAAAUGUCUCUCAUAGAGAAGCAUUAAAUGCAACGUUCCUCUGUAGCAAGCUCUGAGGGUGACACCACGCAUGCACACAGUGUGCACAUUGACAAACCAUAGGCUGCUUGACUCAAAUCGUGCUGAUUGAGGGAUGCAUCUGAACCUCGCCUGCUAUUCACUGCACCGAUAAGGCAAACAAACUGAAAAGGGUUGAGGUAAAGGGAGGAUUGCCAGUUACUCUCAAUGGAGACAUGAAGAGCCUGGGCUACUAGUAGGGAGCAGGCAAGAAGGAGGAAAUAGACUAUUACUGGUACUGGAUAGUGGAAUAACAGGGAACGAGCUACUGGUAUUUGAAGCGUCGAUCAGUUUUCCUUUGCCUUGUGCGUGUUCACAGGGAGAAAGGCCCCAAAUCCAUCGUUGUAUAGUGUGCUGACGUCCGGAUAUGAGUGGGUUUAAGAUCCGGGCAUUAUGAUUCCUGCCUCUCUGAGUAAGAGGUUUUGGGGCAUGGCUAAAAACCCUUGGAACAAGAGAAAUAAUUGUAGAUUAUGCUAACGUAGUGUACCUAUAAUCUUAAUUUUAAUAAUGACAGGAGGCGAAUAUUUUGCAUAACUUUCUUUACUUUAUGCCUCCAGCAGCACAAGUCAAUCAAUAAACUUUAAACCAAUCAGUAAUAGGCAUCACAUCCAUAUAUAAAGCCCUGACAGACACAUGACUUCCUCUUUCUUUGAUGCGAAAAACAGUCUAUUAUAACGUCAGGGAAUUCAAAUAACAAUCCUGAUUAACGUGUAGCACAUAACUUGAAACGAAACUUGAAACCUUCCAGCUUUAUCUUGUCGAAUCCAUCUAUGAUUACUCUGAAAAGAACAGAAAUACGUGAAAGGUGAUGGAAACCAACUGUUGUCCACAUUAAAUCCAGUACUAUAUGUGUCUAUAUUUACAUUAAGUUAAUAUACUGAAACAUUAAACAAACCAUAGUAUACUUAAUAAUCAACACGGAUCUAACACAUAUCAACCAAAUAAGCAUCCCAUAAAUAUACUGAAUUACCAAAACCUUAUAAUUUACACAGAGAAAAUGACAAACCAGAAUAUAAAAAAUUUCCAGAGUAUAGGGAGGGAAACAGGGAGGGAAAAUAUUCGCCUCCUGUCAUUAUUAAAAUUAAGAUUAUAGGUACACUACGUUAGCAUAAUCUACAAUUUUAUCACAUGACAGGAGGCUUCAUAUUUUGCAUUUUUAAAGCUGUGGUAUGAGCGAGAAGGAUGCGUGUGUGGUUGACGAAAAUAAAUAUACGGAAGUAGUCUAUCCGUGUCCAAUUCGUCGCUGAAAAUAUAGAGGCCCCCUCGUGAAGGCCUGAGAAGCAGCCGCGCCUCUUACCGAAUGAGUACCCAAACACGUCUCCACCCUCGCUAGCGAUAACAACCAAUGAACCCAUCUAGACAGAGUGUUCAUGGUAACUGGCUUGUACGGUUGGUAUAAGACCAGCAGAUGUCCUGAAUGUGACAUUCUAAGUGUUGUCGUGAUCUCCAUGUAACAAAGUACCGCUUUAACUGCACAAAGACUGGGAAACCGUCGGUAACAGGGAACGAUACGGACGCGGAUAAGAUAUAGUUCUACGAGACACUGUAGAAAUCAUUCUUUCCGGUGAUACCGAAAAGACCGUCUACGUCGAACUCCAGUACAUCUGAUACCCGACGAAAAGACCUAAAAGUAACGUGACUCUGGCUAACGGCUGACUGAGGGAUAGGACCGUGAUAUCUGACUAGUUCCAAAAGAACCAAAUCAAAGUCCCACACCAGUGAUACUUUGACGCAUGGUUCUGGACGGUUUGAUACCCCACAGAAAAUGGCAUAUCAAAGGCUCUUGAUUGACCGGAGUGUCGUGAAUCGUGCUAUGCGUCGUCGAAAUCGCGGAACGUAGCCCGUUAAUGGAACGUUCCGAUCGGCCUGUAGUGAAAAGGUAUGAUAAAGAUCCAGCAUCGUGGAGAUAGGGGUAAUAAAGGGAUCGCAGUCCCUUCCCAUACACCAGCGAACUCCAGGUGUUCCAUGCGGAUAAGUUAUUUCGGGGGAAUACCUGGCGUCCAUGAGUCCCAUAGUAGGUCUCUAGUUGGUUGCGAUAGUCCCUUGACAUACCAGUCUCCCCUGGAAGACACCAAUCUACCAACUCCAGAUGCUCCUGCAUUCUCAAUGGAUGAUGUUCUCCUUUUGGAUCCGCCCGAAGGCAAGUUAAAACGGAAGGAGCAGAGGAUGAUCCUGAUUAAGGACAACCCUUUUGGGUGUCACGCUUGCCUCCUUUACCGCAGCGAUGAGUACUAUGGAAGUCUUCGCUAUUCUGAUCCCAAUUUCAUAGGUGUGUCCGUAUCUCAGGCAGUGAGCUUUCAGCCACUGUCUGGCCCAGUAGUGAAGCAGUCCUGGGAAAUAGUCAAAGGGUUAUGGUGCCUUUCCGCCGUACCCGUCGAAUUUCCUUACGAAUCGCUAUCAAUGAUGUGGGAAGGUGUAAUCCGCCCAAGGUGGAAUCUAUUCUGAAAUAGAGGAACUGAAUCACUCGGAACUGGGAUCGAACCGACUCCUCUCUGUUCACUAUGAAUCCCAACAAUUCCCGAAACUGUAAACAUAAAUCUCGUUUGUAAACGUAGUCAUGAAUUGGAUUUGCAAAAGGUAAGUCGUCUAUGUAUAUGACAGCAGAUACCCUUUGCUUUUCAGUGUGCAGUGACCGACUUCAGAAACUUCAUGAGGCACCAUGUGAACCUAUAGGUAAGUGCCCUUCAAGUCCAACCUUGUAGAUCCCCUAAGAGAUGGAUACCUUCCUUCUUGAGUUGUCGGUACGCCCCAAAACCAUUGGGUUGGCAUAGGUUGAUGACUGGGUGAUAGUCUCCUAUCUUCUUCCUUACUACCAAACCGUUGCUGAGAUAAAUGGUUCUCCAAACGAUAGUCCGUCUGCCUGAGGUCCUCGCUCUUUCGUCCCUAACUUCAAUAGUUUGAAAUCCAUCUUUAAUCGGGCUGCUUUGCGGCGUUCUGUGCACCUGUCUGCCUUGCGUUCCCCAACUUACAUAUUGCCCUUUGCACCCAUUCCCUCACAUCGUGAGCUUCCAGAGGUGAGUCUUGUGUGGGGUCAGGUCCGCAAAGUAUAGAAUUUUUUUCCCGGGCUGAUCAUAUCCAGUAUUUCAUCUUAACUCAUUUUGAGUCCUCCUCCUACACCUUUACAUGGACCCCGGCCUGAUCGGGACAUACAUAUCACCCCGAGCUCCAUAGUGAGGACUAUCUUGUUCGGACAUAGAGGGCGUGGGCAUUCCAUCCUGAGCCUGUCUCUGAUUUCUUUUCCCAUAGGCCUCCUAAGCCAGAAGUGGGCCCGGUGCUCCGGUUAACCCCAUGUGGAUGACCCUGGUUGUCGGAUGGUGCGUGAGUCAAAACAGGAGUGUCCAGUGUGCCAAAGAAAAAACCUUUCUUGCUAGGCGGGUCUUGUCACUUUUACCUCUUCUGCCCUCCAUUCUUUCAUGAUCUCCAGAGAAGGGGGGGAGGAUGAAGUCCUCGUCCCCUGAUGAUGGGUGUCCGACCUAACGUCGGUAUCUCAAUCUUCCAUUGGUGUUGCUGCCGUUGCACCCGCUCUGUCGGAUGGGUUGUUAGCCAGCAUACUGGAGAGGACUUCUUCCCCCGGAGCUGUCAUGGCGGCCUUAAUCCUCGCCUGAAAAUCGGUCGGGGAUAUUGAGGUAAGUCCGACAUGUUGGUUCACACCCUUUCGGUCCGUGGGAGACAGGAUCGUACAACAGUACACUUAUUGCCACUCAGUGGGCCUCCGCGUAUAACUGGGGGUCACCCAGAAUUUUGAUCAAUCAGUAUCAUUUUCGCAGGAUCCGGGGAGUGGUCUGAGAAUGAGGACACCCUCAGUAAGACCGGGAUGAGCGGUCUGCAAUGUCGGGACGUAGCCUGAGUCUGGGAGACGUGAAAGCCUCAAUAUAUAUAGUCCACGGGGUUCAUCCUUAUAUGGUCUAGAAUUGUGGAGUUUUGGCAGCACUGUGAGUUCUUCUUCUCGGUUAAGGGAAGGGCGUACGGAACCCCAGUUGAAGCAUAGAGGUGCCAGAAUACAUGCAUCUAGUGCGCCCUGGUCUGUGCAUACAAUGACAGAGCGUACUCUGAAGGUAGAAGGGGUCACCCCUUUGUACCUAUGCCACUAGCACCGGAGUAAGACUCGCUUGGGGUUCACCCAGCAUAGGGGGUCACCCCUGUAUGAAUGUCUCUUAUGGCAUGUUGGGACACUCUUUCGGUCUAUGGGGUACCGAACAGGUGUCAGGUACGGUAGUACACUUAUUGCCACUUAGUGGGCCUCCACGUACAACUGGGAGUCACCCAGAAUUGUUUCAAUCAGUACCACUUAGAGAUUUCCUGGGAGUGGUCUGAGGAGGGGGUCUCCCUCAAUAAGACCGGGAUGAGCGGUCAGUAAUGUCGGGACGUAGCCCGUGUAUGGGGAGGUAUGGUAGCCUCCAAAUUAUCCAUUAUUAGGAUAUUGUACUGUGGAGAAUUGGCAGCACCAUGAGCUCUCCUUCCUGGCUCUGUCGAUAUACAUGUAUUCAGUGUGACCCGGUCUGUGCAUACAGUAACAGAUCGUACUCCGUGGAAAUGAGCCCGCCCUAGGGCGUGGGGGUUCCCCCCAGUAUAUGUAUGUCACUAGUACCGGAAUAAUAUUCGCUUGGGGUUCACCCAGAGUAGGGGGAUCACCCCAGUAUAUGUAUGUCACUAGGACAGGAACCAGAUUCGCUUGGGGGUCACCCAGCGUAAGGGGGGUCACCCCUGUACCACAAUGUCACUUUGGAGAGGUGUCUGCCACGCUUGGGGGUCACCCAGCGUAAGGGGGGUCACCCCUGUUAAUCACUCCGUUAUGUGCCUCCACUACUGUGUCCUGGGAGGUGUAUCCCUGUGGGGAAGGAGUGUAUCCAAUGGUUGUGAGGUGCAGUGGGAGUAGGGAGCGGAGUAAGCUAUCAGCUCUAUUUAAUUUCCAUGCCAGUAGAUAGAGUAAUGCAUCCACUAUAUGCCCACAGCAGGGGACAGUCCAUUCAUAAUCCUCCAGAUGUACAAUAAAACUGUUAUUCAACAUGUCAAUUGUAUAGAACAGAAUAGAGCAAACUGUCAGCAGAUGCACACAUCAGGGAUCAGUCCUACAUAUUCAUGCAGAGUUACAUAUAAAACUUUUUUAUUUCACAUGCCAAUGAAAUAUGCCAGUAUAGAGCUCAGCAGUGAACAGUCCAUUCAUAAUCUUCCAGGAAAGGUACAUAUAAAACCUUUAUUCCACAUGCCCAUGAACAGUAUUGAGCUCAAAAGUACUUGUAAAACUUUUAUUUCACAGGAAAAAUAUAUGAAACAGUACAGAACUAGCCACCAGUUCAUGGGAAUCACGAACUGGCCAAACGACAUGGCCGACGUGAAUCUCGCAAGUGCCGCGAGAUUCAAGAUGGCCGCCGUUCGCGCGCAAAAGUGCCGUGCGGCCCACGAUCGAGGAUACGAUCGCGGUCUGCCAGCAUGGAAAAGAGUCCCCCUGACAUCCCCAACCCCCAGAGACCUGCCCUGAAGUCCCAGCACCAAUGAAUAAAAAACGCCGCGAUCCGUGCGAGACCAGAGUAAAGCAUAGGAAAGAAAAGGUGCCAGCAACAGAAAACAGGCUAAUAGGGGGCGUGGCCUAACAGUCAAUGGAGUAGGACGCACUCAUUCCGAGCUCCUAGGCCCCAACCUGAUUUGCCCCGAUUAACCAGCACAGCAACGCCGCAGAAAGCGCACCUCCAUGGGGGGGAAAAAUCGACGGCUACCUACCGCAGCCCAGGUCACUCCGGCCCCCUCCCGACCGCCAGCCGGCCCGAUGGACGAGUUCCUGGCCACGCCGCAUGGCCUCCGCGACACGGGCGAGACCGGAACACCGGCCCUCGAUUCCCCGGGCUCCAGCAUAGCGGGCUCGGCGCGGGAAUCCAGCACCCCUGGCACCCUGUCCCAAAUAUCCGCGGACCUCGCCGCGAUCUCCGCGAGCAUGAUGACCCGGAAGGAUAAAGGAGAAAUGGUGGCUGAGCUGAGGGCCAUAAUAAGGGAGGAAAUAGCGGCUGUGCGCACCGACCUCACGGCGCUGGAGCAGCGAGUAGACAGGUUGGAAGAGGAGCGCAUACAAUCCCAGCAGCACAGACAGGCAGCGGAACUGGCAACCACGAGGCAGGGCAACAUCCUCCUGGACCUCCGCCGGCAGGUUGAGGAUCUCGAUAACCGCGGCCGGCGUAACAACAUCAGAGUCAGAGGCCUGCCUGAAUCCGAGGACGAGGUACCGCAGGAGAUCCUGAAUGGCCUAUUUGCGCAACUACUAGGAGAUGCAGCUCCUGGCGACUUCGGCAUCGAAAGGGCUCACAGGGCACUCCGCGCCCCCAGAAGAGACGGGCAGCCAAGAGACAUGAUUUGCGCCCUCCUGUCAUUCCCGCUAAAAGAAUCUAUAAUGCGGGCAGCACGUGCACAGCAGCACAUCACUUACAUGGAAGCACAAAUAUCCCUUUACCAGGACUUAUCUACCAUCACCCUAGAUGCCCGCAGGGCCCUGCAGCCUCUCACCCGAGCACUUCAGGAGCGACGAAUUCCAUACAAAUGGGGAUUUCCAUUUAGCCUGCAGGCCCGGAUGGGAAACGUAUGGCACAUCAUCCGCUGGCCGAACGACGUGCCACGGUUUUUAAGAACCGCCAACUUACCUGCUAUCUCAGUGCCAAACUGGAUCCUGGAGGGACCCCCGGCGCGAGCCACAGGCCCAUCUGAAGUGGCUCACAACAUCCACCUGGAGCCUGGACCACCAAGACGCAGAGGAGGCCCAAUAGGCCCUGAGGAAUAGAGGCCCCCACGCCGCACGGACCAGUGGCCCCCCAUGAGACAUCCCAUGCCAGAUCAGGGCAUUGCCUCCCGAGCUUACCCCAGCAUUGAUUAUGGACGCCAUGCAGAUCCGAUGACACCACGGCAGGGGUAUGUACUUUUAAGUCCGCUGCCAGCUUGCAUUAGCUAGUAGACAGGGAGGAAGGCCGCAGACAGGUGGGGAGGGAACUGAAGCCACUUUCGGGGAGCGGCCGGGGGCUAGGGCCCCAUCAGCAAACCCACACACCCGGGGCAAAAAGGGGGACAUACCCCGUAGGUGGGGAGGGGAUGAUGGGCAGGGUACAAAGGGUCUGGACACCGACACCAUCACCCAGGUCACACCCUGGGUCAAGACUGCUGAACUGAACAGGCUGCUCUAGCACACCGCUGCUCACGGAACAGAGCUGAGGGGGGGAUGCGGGAGGGUGAGGGCUACGGGACAUGCGGGCACACAGGGCUAGAGCUGGGAGGGGGGCUGGGACAAAGCUGGGCACUUCUUGUUCAUGUUGUUUAGUUAUACACGGUUCCGUUUAUAUCACCCAACACACAUCACAGCCACUCACAUGAGGGGACAACCACGCACAAUCUGCCUCACUGAGACAAGCAAGACGCCAUGUUGGUACACCCCACUACGAAAGCCCAGGCACGCAGAUAACUAUCAUGACGAAAACUCUGGGCGCAGGGAGAGACCACGUCCCAAACCAGCCCCUCUGAAGGGACGCAAACGUGGGAGCUGGCGAGCCACGCCCACAGGGUGGCCUCACAAUGCAGCCCAACACAUGUAGGACUGACUACCCCCAAACAGCGCCCUAACACCCUAGACACGCUGACUUGUUGCCAACGAACUGUAAGUUACCAGGCGGGGGAGGGCAGACACGGAGGGCCCCGGGAUGUCCGGCAGACAAAACCAGUAGAAUCCCCUGACAACACCCGGCCACUAGGACCGGGACGCCAGGAGAGCCGACCGUGACGGGGGGACCCACGGGUACCACUGACCAUAAUGCCGACUGGACCGGUAGGCUUAUCCGCUCCCAGACCUCGGGACUGCGGUACAGGACACCACAGCCCGACCGACACUCUAAGUCCCGGGCGACUAUUGCGGACCCCUAGGCUAGAGUAGGCAAACAUGGCGAUUGCACACACCCUUACAGGUUGGGUGCCGAUGGAGAAGGGAGAGAACCAACCUCACUCAGAUCCGAGACCGACUUCACUGUAAGUGACCACACGGAACCCCCACUGAGACAGACCCACACUGUACAUUACACCGGCGUUCUCGUCGCUGAGGUUACCCACCAGGCUCGAGAACGAAUACACCCGGUACAGGGUCAGAGUCACACCCGCACACCUAGAAGACACGCCAGACCGUUCACAUCACCACCACAGACAGACAGACCCCCCCCACACUCACCACCUUUACACAUACAGACAACGCUGCGGGGACGCCGCCCUGCCGCCGGGAUGGACGCCUCGCGAGGAUUUGUCCCGGCCCAACUGACAUACUGGUCCAAUAAUGUUCAGGGGCUUAACACACCUGAAAAGCGCGCGCACCUGGUAAGGCGCCUAUGGGCCGUGAGAGCCUCCGUGGCGUUCCUGCAGGAGACUCAUCUCCGAGGACUGGACGCCCCCAAACUAGAGAACAGACGCUACCCGCAGGGAUUCUACGCGAACCACCCGGACGCUAAGAGGGCUGGUGUGGCAAUACUCUUUGCACAGACGACGCCGUUCCAACAUAUAGCAACGCAGGCGGACCCGAACGGCAGAUUCCUUUUCAUUAAGGGUACAAUCAUGGAACACACGUAUACCUUCGCAUGCCUCUACGGCCCGAAUAGAAAGCAGCAUACAUUCCUGGCCCGGACGCUAGCCAAACUGGAGAAAUUCAGAGACGGCCUCUUGGUCAUGGCAGGUGACCUCAACUUACCACUGGACCCCCGCACGGACACCUCCAGAGGACAAACCGCGAUCCCGGCACACUGCAUACUAGCAGCACUACGAGCUAUACAUAAACACGGCCUGGUGGAUUGUUGGAGGGCAUGUAACCCUGAAGGUAGAGACUACACCCAUUAUUCGACAGUCCAUAAAAACUACAGUCGCAUAGACUAUAUAUUCCUGGCCCAGGAAUACCUCAACCUCCUCCACGACGCACGAAUAGGCAUAAUGGACCACACAGACCAUGCACCACUGACGAUCCGCACGAGCUCCCCACUAUAUAAACCCCGCGAAAGACACUGGAAACUGAAUGAAUCCCUACUGGACGAUGCAGAGUGUAAGAGGGUGACUGCCCAAACCUUAACUGAAUACUUUACUACCAACGAAGAUACGGAGACGCCACCGUUAACGAUAUGGGAAGCUCACAAAUGCCUCAUACGAGGACAUUUCAUCGCCAUAGGCACCAAACGCAAGAAGGAACGAACACGACGUAUCACAACACUGCUAGACCGGAUAGCUGACCUAGAAGGGGAACACAAGACGGACCUCGCAGACAGCACAUACCUCCGCCUGACGGAAGCACGAAGGUAGCUGAAAGCCAUACUAUCACAAGGACUCUUACACACCGCGAGGAAGGCCUCCAGGUAUUAUUAUGAACACUCGAACAAAAGUGGUAGGUUGCUAGCUAGGAUGCUACAAGACAGAAGGAAAGCGCAACACGUUCACAAGAUACGCACGAGCAGUGGAGACACAACCUGCCUCCCAGACGGCAUACUGUCAGCGUUCCGGGAAUACUACGCGGCGUUAUAUAACCAACCACGACUCCACCACGACAGAGACAUAGGUAGCCAUCGAGAACGGAUAACCACAUACCUUCAGAACCACAUCACCCGCCAGCUUACCCCGGACCAGGAGGCGGAACUCGAAAUGCCCUUGACGAUUGAGGAACUAUCUGGCGCAUUGAAAUCAACUAAAGCACACAGGGCCCCGGGCCCAGACGGCCUACCAGUCUCGUACUUACGCUCCUUCAAAGACACCCUGCUGCCCAAACUUCUGAUAGGCAUCAACUCAAUCAGAGAUGGAGGCCAAUUCCACAGAGACACCCUGGGAGCAACCGUGGCAAUAAUACCCAAAGAGGGGAAAGACCCAACAAUCUGCGCCAGCUACAGGCCCAUCUCUCUGAUAAACGCGGACAUCAAACUCUUCGCUAAGGCUCUGGCACUCAGGAUGGCCCGAACGCUCCCGGAUCUGGUGCACCCGGACCAAGUGGGGUUUAUCCCCGGAAGAGAAGCCAGAGAUAACACUAUUCGAGCCCUCAACACCAUCCAUACCGCUAAAACGGGCAAAAAGGAAAUGGUCCUACUAUCCACUGACGCUGAAAAAGCGUUUGACAGGGUGGACUGGGUCUAUAUGUCGGAAACCCUACGACAUUUGGGAUACGGUCCACACCUGCGGACCUGGAUAACGGCUUUAUACACCUCGCCCACAGCCCGCAUAAGAAUAAACGGAGCACUGACUGACUCGUUUGAUAUACAUAACGGCACGAGACAGGGUUGCCCCCUGUCCCCACUCCUGUUUGCCCUCACCCUGGAGCCCUUCUUGGAGGCGGUCAGACAGGACAGGGGUAUCACGGGGUGCAGCAUAGGAGGAAGAGAACACCGGGUAGCGGCUUACGCUGACGACAUGCUCUUCUUCCUGGAGCAACCCAGAACCUCCCUCCCACAUCUCCUGGAGGCGUUUCGACAAUACAAGGAGGUAUCCGGCUUGACGCUUAAUCUAGAUAAGUCAGAGAUAUUGCUGCUCGCACAGGACAACAUCCUCCAACGACACAUCCAAGCACAAUUCCCCUUCAAGAUCUCCACAGCCAAGCUACACUACCUUGGGGUGUGGCUCCCGAGAGAUUUGACACUUAUCUACCGACUGAACUUUGCGCCCUUGCUCACCACCCUACAGCAAGACAUGAAACGCUGGACACCUCUAUACAUCUCGUGGUUUGGGCGCAUCAGUGCCGUGAAGAUGAACAUUAUGCCCAGAUUAUUAUACAUGUUCCAGACACUACCAACGUACCUCCCGAGGGCAUUUUUUCAGACCCUGACGACCGCAGUCAGGAACUUCGUCUGGAACCAAAAACCAGCGCGUAUCCGAAGAGCGAUUCUUGAACGCCCUAGAGGAGAAGGAGGUAUGGGAUUGCCGUCCAUCCUCACGUAUUACCACGCUACCCAUCUGCACAGAAUGGUUGAUUGGCAUGCAAACCCCAGUACAAAGCAAUGGGUAGACCUGGAGAAACACCAAGCCCAGGGACGAAUCCCCGCUAUGCUAUGGCUGGGAGACGCACUACCCAAGGAACUACUUACCGGGAACCCAAUGAUCGACGCCACGCUGAAGGUGUGGUGUAGGAUACGUUACUCCAAAAACCUCACGUCAUCGCCCAACCCACUCACACCAAUAACACACAAUCCGAGGUUAGCGGGAGGGCUAAGCACGGCAGACCUGAAAAAUCUCGGAGCGACGGACUGGGUAUACUCUAGCCAAUGGAAUUCCGGGACGACGCUCAAACCCCUGGCAACGCUGAUGCAGGACCGUAGGCCCAGUGGCCUAGACACAUUCCGAUAUCACCAAGUGAAAACAUACCUCGACGGCAUUGCGGGUAAAGGCCACCUACACCGCCCAUUGCUGAUGAUGGAACAUCUAUGCACGGCCAGACAACAUCUCUCACAUGGAGUUUCACACCUCUAUACCGCGCUGCUAAGCGACGGUGAUAAGAGCCCCCUAGGCUUCACAUCGCGAUGGGAAAGAGAGACCGGGAUGGAACUUACGGAAAAGGAAUGGCUUAAAAUCUUUCAACUAACACACAGGGGGACCAUCAGCUCCAAGUUCCAAGAAUGCAACUACAAAAUUCUAACAGGAUGGUACCGGACGCCAGAUAUCCUGCAGCACGUACAUGAGUCAAUUUCAAACGAAUGCUGGAGAUGCGGCACAGGAAUAGGAACCAGCAUUCACAUCUGGUGGACAUGCCCACGUAUCGAACCGUUCUGGAGGAUGAUACAUCAGACGACCAAAGACAUCACGGGCUCAGACGUCCCAUUCCAACCCAUGCCACUACUUCUCAACCACACGCGCACGCCGGUGAAGAUCUACAAGAAAGGAAUCCUCAUACACCUACUCACGGCAGCGAAGUCGCUCAUCCCACUCCAUUGGAAAAGCUCGACGAUUCCAACCCUGCAACAAUGGGUAGAUAGGGUGGAGAUGAUAUAUAACAUGGAGAUGAUGACAGCCUCCCUGCAGGGACGCCAGGAAAAAUGCGCUUUGGCGUGGUACCCAUGGAUGGACUACACAUCAAAACGGGCAGGAGGACGUGACCCGGUGGAGAGGGACGGCGCCCCCGCACCAAUACAACCCACCCAACAGAGCUCUGCACAGACACAGGCAGUACCAGACGAGUAGAUUGCACCCUCAGCACGACGGAGACACACUUCCUACGCGACCCCCCCCCCACCCCUCCUACCACAUGACACAUAGACACACAAAAGACCCGGAGGGACACAACCCCCGGGGGCACGCAGACCGACUUAAGGCUCCGCACAAAGCGGAAUCUAUGAGUGAGCAGAGACAGGGACAGAGGACCAUGGGUCACGGGAGGGGAGGAGUGACCCACUAGAGCGACAUAUAGACCAAUACACUAGGGGACGGAGGGAAGAGAGAGACCGGGACGUAAGGAACAUGGACUCACCCCCACCCCAGACACAAGAAGCCACGACCGGAGCCAGUAGCACCCGGCCCUGACCACGCCAACUAACAACUGGGGCAGCCGCAGGUGGCAUAUAUAACCCCACACACACACCGAACCCAGCGAGACCCAAGAUAAGAGAUAACAACCUAGAAUUAGGUAUCCAGAAGAGUCACGGGGACCAGGCUACAGGCCCCAGGGAUGAUAUGAUCACACCCACCGCACGAGCGACUCAAACCAGGGGCCUGAGGUGACGACACGGCAUCUGACACAGACCCCACACACCGCACAACGACAGAACAAGACAUCACAGGAUAACCCUACAUAUACUAGCUGCGCCCACGGACAACCUAGGCCAACUACCCCCAGGGAAAACCUAAAACAGAUCGACUCAGGGAAACUAGGGGGUAACUACACGGUCACAGGGGCAGAAUAAUUGGCCCCCUCAUGAUUUAAGGCUGAGCCCAUCCACACCAGGCUCAUUACGACCUAAACCAACACACAAAUCAAACACGAACCAGACUGGACCCCCAUACAAAGCCCCAGACGGUACCCCCCCAAAGAAGGACACACGUAGACAGACAUAACACGGAUUGGGACAAAGCUCUAUAUCCAUCAACCUGGCACUAGAAACACGAACAAAUCACCACGUACGAGGCUGGGGACAAAGACGAACUGCACCACACAUAGACGGAGACUACCACACCUCUUAAGUACCAUAGGUCACACUAGACCCAAUAAGUAAGUGAGGGGAAACCUUGCACUGAGCCAACCUCUCUAUUAGGGUCCUACCUACAAAUGAGGAAGCUCAGAUACCAAUGCAGGGUUGUACAACUCACCCUCUGACCCACGAGCACAACACAGAGCGGUUGAAACAACCCACCCGAAAACUCACACGAAUCUUGAGGAGCAACCACAAACUCCAUUCGCACCCGACCACAGAGGGGACUAACCCCAUACAGGGCUAACGACAGAACACAACACAAAAGAACGCUCACUGUUAUAAUGAAGCCAAAUACUCAAAUAUAAUUUAUUAUCCAGUAGAUGAAACUAUCUUGAUGCUGUAAUACACAUAACUGACCAGUUUAUAUGUUACCACAUGUUAAUUUAUAUUGGAUAUACAUGCUGUGAUUGAAUAUUGAAAAACUUAAAUAAAGAAUGUCAAAAAAAAAAAAGAAAACAGGCUAAUAAAGCAGAAAAUACAGGGUUAAUUCAGGGGAAGGGUAACAGGGGGAGAAUAUCACACUAUACAAAUCCAAAUGGAAGGCAAGUGCAAAAUAAUGAAAAACGUUUAGGCCAAAAUUGCAGGACAAGCUAAUAAAGUUUAACAAAAGUGCCCAUGCAUAUCCAGAAACAGUUUGGAGCAAAAACUGAAUGUCUAGCAUUAAAAAUCUAACUAAAGUGACCAUAGCAAUAUUAAUAAAAACAGUUGGAGCAAACUGAAAGUCAAUUAAUAAAGUUUAAUUAAAGUGGUAUCCAGAAAAAACAGUUAGGAUUAAAACUGAAUGUCUAGCAUAAGGUGUCUAACUACAGUGACCAUAGCAAUAUUAAUAAAAACUGUUUAGAACAAACUGAAAGUUAAGCAAUAAAUGAUUAACUAAUGACAAUUGCAAUAUUCAGUAAAACAGUUUGGAGCAAAAUACUCUGACCUGUGCCUUGGCUGGUAAGCAGCAAAGAAAGAGGAAGUCAUGUGUCUGUCAGGGCUUUAUAUAUGGAUGUGAUGCCUAUUACUGAUUGGUUUAAAGUUUAUUGAUUGACUUGUGCUGCUGGAGGCAUAAAGUAAAGAAAGUUAUGCAAAAUAUGAAGCCUCCUGUCAUGUGAUAAAAUUAAAAUUAGGAAACCACUAAUUUUAUGGCACGUGAACAACUUCAAUAAGUUGUAAUAGUGCCUACUCUGUUAAUUUAAAACAUUGUGAGUUAAACUUACCAAUUCUACAGAAGGUCAGAAAUAGAAAAAAAAACUUCAGAUGUUGCAACGUCUUGAGAUUAGGAUUAUUGUAUAAAUAUAACAAUAUAUGAAAAGAAUGGAUCCCUUUUUAUAGAAAAACACAUCUACCUCACAACUCUUACAAGUUACAGUCACGACUUGCUUAUUCUGUAAAACUAGCAAACGUUAGUGAUGAAAGUGUUAAAACAAAACGGCUAGCGUGUUUUGAUAUAUCUAUAUAUUUUUUCUUUUGUUUUUUUUAUUGUAUUACUUUCUUUUUAUUUAUUAUAUCUUUCUCAUUUUUAAGACUCUUGUUUUACUAGCCUGUUGUUUAUAUGUAUGUCACACAUUAAAAAGUAUACAUUAAUUAUGUAUUUUGUUUCAGUGAUGGAUACAUAAAGGCAGUAGGACCUACAGAACUUAUUCGUAAUCAAUUUUCUCAUGAAUCAUUUGAAACAAAAAUUGACUGUUCUGGCAAAUGUGUCUUGCCAGGUGGGUGAGAUAAAGUCUAUUUUUUUUUUUUAUUUUUUUUUGUACAUUCUGUGAGGCUACAAAACCCUGUUUAAUGUAUCUUUUCUUUACAUCAUUCCAUACCUAUGCAUACUGUACAUCUUUCAUGAUUUCAUCUUCCAAGAAACGUUCACUAACUGGCAGUGCCACACAAUCAUAUCGUAUUAAACAAGGUAUAAAUCUGUGCUGUAAUUCUUUAGCUAAAUUCUGGUUUUAGACGCCUGUGAAAAUGUCUCUGAAUGUGAACUGCUAUGUAUCUCCAUUAACUACUGUGCUAUGUAUAACUUGGAGGAAAGAUGAGACGGGGGAUAGGAUAGAAACAUUUAAAUACAUAAAAGGAAUCAACACAUUAAAAGAGGAGACUAUAUUUUAAAGAAAAACUACCACAACAAGAGGACAUAGUCCUAAAUUAGAGGGGCAAUAUUAUUUGAAAAUAAUAUCAGGAAGUAUUACUUUACUGAGAGGGUAGUGGAUGCAUGGAAUAGCCUCCCAGCUGAAGUGGUAGAGGUUAACACAGUAAAGGAGUUUAAGCAUGCGUGGGAUAGGCAUAAGGCUAUCCUAACUAUAAGAUAAGACUAGGGACUAAUGAAAGUAUUUAGAAAAUUGGGCAGACUAGAUGGGCCGAAUGGUUCUUAUCUGCCAUCACAUUCUAUGUUUCUAUAGGUAGCCUUUAAAAAGUAUCACAAGGGAGAUGCCGGCCUAACACCCGUAAUCAAGUAAAAAGCAGAUACAGUCCUUGAUCAAAUAAAAUAUGCCAUUUAUUAAUAUAAUCUAAAAAAAAGUAAAAACUUAAGGACAUGGCAGCAAAAAAAUCACUCAAAAGCGUAUCCCAGGGAGACCUCUUAACGCGUUUCAUGUAACAUGGCACUUAGUCUUAAGCAGUACCUUUUAAGUAGUACUGUGCCAAAGCAAUAUCUCCAAGUCCCUUUGUGUGCCAGUCUUAUUUUUUUUAAUUGAGGGUCGCUUGGUGUGUGUAUGUGUGGGGCUGCUUGUUGUAUUGCAUUUGAAAUACCUCGUGUGUUAUAGGCUGUGGCCUCCUGAUAUAGUUUGGUUAUAUCAGAUCCUGAGAUCUCUUUAAACUAGAUUGUACAACCUGUAUCUGUCUAAUACUUGAUGAUUGCGAUCCACCUUUACCUAACGCUGUACGUGUACUGGUAAAGCAGACUUAAUGCUGUUUUUAUUUUGCGAUUUCAAUUUCCAGGGUUUAUUGAUGCGCACACUCAUCCUGUAUGGGCUGGUGACCGAGUGAAUGAAUUUGCAAUGAAGGUAAUCUUCUAUUCUUUGUUUCUAUUUCCCACUUCCGUUCAAAGGACAAUAAGACUUUAGAGUAAAUGCAAACAGAAUAAACAAUUUGUUUUUGAAACGGAAAUCAGGUUCUCUCGGUGCAAUGAAUUAAUAGAUUCCUAGUGUCACCUUAUAGGAGGAACAGUCCCUGUUUGAGACUUAAAUCAAUCUGUCCCUCCUUUCUAUUAGAUUAGAUUAGUUGUGCAUGGAUAACAGAGCAAUAAAUUCCAAAUUAGUACAUUUUCAAAUAAUGGUAAAUACGCUUACAAAUUGUGUGUAUAAAACAUUUUCAUAUUACUUUUUUAUGUAGAUAGUCAUAAUGGCAACUGAGAUGAGCUAUCAUAAUAAUCAUUCUCGUAUUAGGUGACAAUAAAUGAGCAUAAUUGCUAUAGCACCAUCACAACCUCUACAGCCAGUAGUGGCUAUGUUGGUAGGAGUACACUGGUGCCUUUCCCCCCCGGUAAUGAAGCAAACCAUUUUACAUACCUAGGUCCCCCUGGGCACUUGGCCUAACAUUUUAAGCCAAAAAAAAUCAAUUUCCUUUAGUAAAUUAAUUUUACUGGUCGUAGGAAAGCGUUGCAAUGUAUGACAGGACACAAGGCGUUCGUAUUAUUAGAAGAUAAAGGUUACACAGUUCCUGCAGCCUUAUUUAUCCAGUGUAAUCUGUCUUCAACACUUAUUUUAUAAAAAUAAUUUAUUGCUGAAUUUCCUUUUUUUAGCUUGCAGGAGCCACUUACAUGGAAAUCCACCAGGCCGGAGGAGGGAUCAAUUCCACAGUAGAGUAUACCACCGCUGCUUCAGAAGAAGAACUGUACUGCAGCUUUAAACACCGCCUGCAAAGGAUGCUCCGCGCAGGCACUACACUUGUGGAGUGCAAAAGUGGGUACGGUCUAAAGCUGGAGACCGAGCUAAAGAUGUUAAGAGUCAUAGAACGUGCCCAGACGGAAAUGGACAUCGGCAUCUCCUCUACUUACUGCGGAGCUCACUCAGUGCCAAAGUAAGAGGCCGGCAAAAAUUAGAAUAAGGAGAAAGAAUGCUUUGAAUAAUACUCCAUUAAAUUAGUGACACAGUUUCACUGAUUCCAUUUCUUUAUACGGUAGCAAAACUAACUUCUCUUUAAGGAUCAAUGACUUUCCUUGAAGGAAUGACAAUCUGAUCCAUAUGGAACAUAAACAUGAAUUCUUUUGUUUAUUUUCGGUCAGCAACUUUGUAUCUCAGCCAUUCACAAUUAAUAAAAGAAGUUGAAUUAUGGUAAUAUGUAAAAACCCUGAACACACCCUGAAAUUCAUCUUCGUCCAUUUUUAUUUUUUUGCAAGCAGGGCUCUGGGCCCUAUUAAAACACAAUACACUCAGCCAAGUCAUAGAUAUAAAAAUGAAUUGUAAAAAAUGAACUGUAUGAUGGUCACCAUAGCAACUUCAUUUGAAAUGAAGGUACCUUUUUAUGAAUGGGGAUCUACUUCUUGUCUUAGAGCAUCAGCUGACCACUCUAGCCAAUCGGCGAUGCCCCUGCCCAGCGGCACUUUGCACUUCCUGAAAUUAGAUGAAGUUCUUAAGUUGUUAUGGUGACUAUACAGCUCCUUUUAAAAUAGGAAAAGGACAUGUUCACAUGUAAUUGGACUCUACAAGUGGUAGAGCAAGGAUUUCUCAUGCGCAUUUAUGUAUUAAUACUUCUAUAGUUGAUAAAUGAAUGGAUUUUAAAAGAUCAUUUAUACCCUAUUACCUACUGCUUUCUAUCUUUCUUGGUAGGGGAAAAAAUGCAGUUGAAGCAGCAGAUGACAUCAUAACUAAUCAUCUACCUGCCCUGAAACAGUUAGCCCUGAAUGGGGAAAUUCACGUGGAUAAUAUUGAUGUUUUCUGUGAAAAGGGAGUAUUUGACCUGGACUCCACCAAAAGAAUUCUUCAAGCUGGAAAAGCCAUAGGAUUACAUCUAAACUUCCAUGGAGAUGAACUUAGUCCCAUGAAAUCUGCAGAGGUUGGUCCACGUGUUACAAAUGUGAAAUUUAAGGCCAGAGUAGCCGAACGAAAAGCAUUGCUGACUUAAAGAAUUUUUCCAGUUUGGCUACUUUGGCCUUGUAUAUGAAAUUCACUUUGAAUUCCCAGUUUAGUGAAUUACCCUGUUGUGUCUAAAGGGUUUAUUUAUUUAUUUAUUUUCUGUAUUUUUUUUUUUUUCUAAGAACACCUUAAAUACAACUGGGUAAUCCCUAAAUCUUGAACUGUUAGGGGGUACUUGAGGACUGGGUUUGGAACCCCUGCUUUAUAUGAUUGUGUGCUGUACCCACACAUGAUCCCUUUUGAGCUUCUCCCUUGCAGUAACUUGUCCCCUAACCAAAUGUCAGGAGUGGAGAUCCUGUGCACCAUCACUAACAGUUUACUGAAUAAACACAUAACCCUUGACACCUUAGCUAGGGGCUAUCCCAGCUCUAACGAAGAGAUACGGUAAUGUACCCUCAACGCAAACAGCCCAAAUAAAAACUGUAUUCUUUUGAGCAGCAUAGUAUUGUUGUGGCAGGAUUAUGAAUGCACUGCCAUUUUGGGGCAUAGAAACAUAGAAUGUGACGGCAGAUAAGAACCAUUCGGCCCAUCUAGUUUGCCCAAUUUUCUAAAUACUUUCAUUAGUCCCUGGCCUUAUCUUAUAGUUCGGAUAGCCUUAUGCCUAUCCCACGCAUGCUUAAACUCCUUUACUGUGUUAACCUCUACCACUUCAGCUGGAAGGCUAUUCCAUGUGUCUACUACCCUCUAACUAUGACUUCUUAAACAUGCCAAACUCCACAAUUUUAAAAUAAUAGUAGAAUUGCAUCAGGACAAGCGACGGAAUUAAUUCCUUUCUGAUUUCCAGUUGGGUGCAGAAUUAGGAGCGCAUGCUGUGAGCCACCUGGAAGAAAUAAGUGAUGAGGGAAUCGUAGCUCUGGCUAAGACAAAGUGUUCUGCCGUGUUGCUCCCUACGACAGCCUACAUCCUGAGGUAUCGAUUAUUAGAAUAUUCUAUUGCUGGUUAUCGAUUGUAUAGAAAUUUAAAAUAUGUAUUUCUGGGGGCGGGGCCUGACCAGCAUGGCUGCCAGACGUGCAGAGUAUGAGCUCCUCAAAAAACUCUGGAAAAUCGUGCUCUAAUGAUGGGAUACUACCCACAGACACUACUCAAACGCCUACUUACCUGCUCCUGUACAGAGUGAGGACUCUCUGGGAAAGUUCGAAGCACCCCUUUACCUUUUGUGACAUGAACCCACAUCGGGGCCUACAAGCCUGCACAAGCAUCCGACAUACUCGACGUCUCGGUGGCCUGCCAAAGCACCUGAGGUGAGGGAGACAGCCGAUCCCUUACCCAAGCUUCACUCACACUUGGACCAAGGUCCUGUUCCCCCCCCUCUGGGCCGGCGGGGGAUAUCCCGGCCCCCACUGGUGGAACCUAGCGGCCUUGUCGGCGUGGCAAUACUCUUCUACAGAGGUCGGGAGGGUCGAGGCCUACCUACUAAAAUGGCCGCCAAGCCAGGACCCGCUGCUUCACCGAACCCUUCACAGCCUCCUCACCCUGUCGACCCAUUGCUGGCGGCUUUUGACCGGCUGUGUGCUCAGUUCUGGGCAAAACUCUGUGACCGCAAGCUACACACCACUCAUGCAUCAGACCCGCCCAAGUAUACUCACCGCCGCAACGCUGAGGGGACUCCCCCAAAUCGUGUCCGCAAACGGAGGCGUAGGAGGAUCCCACGACCAUCCCAGGAGCCCCGGCGAGCAGGCACUCCAGCUGGUUGCAAUCUGCCGGCACCACGAACCACCAAGGGACUUCCCCCCAGGCAAAACCUGCAUAGCCGUCAAGCUCCCACUUCACACCGCUGGCAGCCUAACGAGGAAAGUACCCCAUCGAUUUACCCAGCAGGCAGACGUGGCCAGACUGUAGCAAACACAGCACCUGAGUAUGAGGAGGCACGGAGCCGGCGGAUCGGCCUGCUACUCUUAACCAGACUCCAGCUUGUCAAGGACAGGGCCUCUCCCUCUGCAGGCAUCGGCUGAUUAGGCCGCAGACCAUUCUACAGCAAAGCUCCUGAGCAUAUUAUGUUCCUACACACAGUUAAACAUGUUUUUACUAUCUAGUUUCUGCAGUUCCUGUAUAUGCUAUGCUGUAGGCUACUUAAUAUAUCCCAGUGGUAAUUUUACCUUGUUAUCCUAGCCAUGUAAACAACAUGUAAUCUACUUUAUUAACCCUGAUUCCAUCAACAAUGAUAUUUCUAUUAACUAAGCCUGUACCAGACUCAUGUACCUAAGAAAUGCAUGUCCACAUCUUAUUAGCCCAACACAAAUGUCCUGCUAUGCUUUUCAAGAUUAUAAUGUUCACACGCUUGUUCUCUUUUCCACUACUAAACUAUGAAAAAUGUGCAAUCCUCACUAAUACCAUGUUACUGAUACCCUAUAUUUGUUUUACCAUACUUGAAAGAGCUGUUGUGGCAUAUGAAGCUUGACUGUUCACAUUUGCACAAAAAAUAAAGAAUUAUAAAAUAUGUAUUUCUAAAUUUUGGGCUAAAAUAGGGAUCGUCUUAUACAUGGGGGCGUCUUAUACACGGAAAAAUUGUGUGCGUUUCAGUGUCCUAUUUAUGUUUUUGUUUUUCUUUCAAGGCUGAAACAACCAAGAGCAAGGGACAUGCUUAAUGCCGGGGUAAUAGUCUCUCUAGGGAGUGACUUCAAUCCCAAUGCUUACUGUUUAUCUAUGGUAAGUUCUCUAUUAAACAAAAAUAGUUACCUGCGCACUAUCCCAAAUCCCUAUGCACAUGUUUUCAGCUAAACGGCUAAAUCUUUAAAGAGACCGGUGCAUAGCUGUGUGAUACAAAAGCAAAUUCAAACAUACAAAACGUAGCCCUGCGCUCAAACUCACACUAUUCCUGGGCGGCAGCUAUGACUACAGCGUACAUCAGUCCUAAAACAUACAAUAAAACAAAAAAUAAAUCCAUAUCAAAAAGCAUGUUUUAAUGUUUUGUAAUAAAGAGAAGUGUUACAUCCUUUGUAUAUGGGGACAUUUUCCAUCUGUAUUUAUGUAUCUUGUUUACAUUGCUUUUUAUAAUGAAUCUAUAAAAUAUGUUCAUUCAUUUUGUACAUAUGAUAUAUGGCAAGCAUCGAUUACGCAAAAAUGUAAAUUUUUACCACCAAAUUCUCUUUUUGCGAACAAACAUGCCUUCAUUUUUCAGCCCAUGGUCAUGCACUUGGCUUGUGUGAACAUGCGGAUGUCUUUAAACGAAGCCCUUGCUGCUGCUACAAUCAAUGCAGCCUAUGCCCUAGGACGUUCUCAUACCCAUGGAUCGCUGGAGGUCGGAAAACAAGGAGAUGUUGUUAUAAUCAAUUCCUCAAGGUUUGUAUUAAUAGGUUACACCUACUGUUAAAUCUCCACUUUUUUGCCAAAAGCAGUAUUAAAAGUUAUUUGUGGUAGAAGUUUAGACUAUGAAUCAUUUAUUACAGAUUGUGCCAGGUGUGAUGGACCGCCAUCACUGAGUACCAUGCCCACUGCUUAUUUGUGUGUUUUCCCCUUUAUUUGUAUGCAUUUCUUGUAUUUUUCCUGUUCCCCGUUUGGGAGAGCUCAUACGAAUGAAAUCCACCCUGAGUUCCCAUUUUGAAUGCUCAUUAGAACGUUCUGAAACCGCAAGGGAAAUCCUUAACAAAUGCUCCCCUGGGUGGCCGCCGGUUCGUAGAGCCGAAAGCCAACCUAGGGGAAGCAUUCGUAUCUUGAACUGGCAUGCCUGCACUGUUUCGUUCAGGUCUCCGUAUUGGCUGGAUGUCUCUGCCAACCAAUAGGAGAAGGAGCGCCCAUUUAAACUGGAUUUUGCUCCCUUUCUCCUGAUUGGAUGGCGAAAUCCCUCUCCUCUCUGAACACUGAUUGGCAUGAUUUGGCAUGUGCGCUUUCUCCGGAUUAGCUGUUCCUUGGUUGCUUGAAGUUUGAAUUCACCGGACUAAACCAAGCAACACUGUGGAACUAACUGUGCGGAUGUACAGAGCCUCUAGCCCCAGACUUUAUACGAUGAUCUCUCGGGCUCUGUACAUCCGAUAUAUAUAGCCUCGCUAUUUGCAGGGAUCCUAGUUGGGACCCGGGGCUAUCCAGCGAGAUAUGUGUGACCCCUUUCCUUUCCGGGACGUGAAGCCCCCUAAGUUUACCCCAUGUAUGUAAUGUGUCCUACUGUCUGUAAAUGUUGUGCUAUUGGUAUCUCCCAGAGCAGGAGAUUAUCUGUAAACAAUCCCCCCUGGAUUGUGUGGAACUGAAUGGAGACACCCUGUGUUGGUCUGUGUUAAUCCUGUGUCAGCAUGUUGCAGCUGGUGGAAGAUGAGGCGGGGAAAAUCCUUGUAAGGACUGGGAGCAAGCAGAGCUAGUUUCCCUAUUCAUUCCCCUGUUCCAGGUAGGAAGCAGUCCCUUUAACGGAGAUUACCGGUUGGGUUACAGGGAGUUGUGUUACACCAGGAAAUUGACUUUUUGUUAUUGUCCGUUAUCAAAAUGAUCUGUUUAAAAAUGAAGUAUGAAGGGAAAACAAUUUAGCUAUUUCUGGUCAGGUUAAUGAUGUAAAAGGUUCUGGGUUUCUGACAUUAUUUUUAAAUAUUUUUUUAAUUUUAAUAUGAAAAUGUUUAUGAAAAUUGCCUUUCUCACCUCUAAGGGUGGUAUUUUGUGUCUAUUUUCUCAAGUUUUCUACCAGAGGCCUUGGAGUCUUGGGGUUCUGCGCAGAAUGUUAGCUAUUCUGCACUCUUCUUGACAGAGAUCUCAGAUGUCCCAUCUGGAAUCUGCUGGAGAAACUCUCCUAACUUGGGGGUUACAUCCUUUCUAGCUCCUCUAGUCCUUGGUAUUUGUCCACCUUCUCAUUUUCCUUCUUUUUGAUAUUCCUGGCUAUUGCCACAUUCACCACCACUUCAGUCUUUCGUUCCUUGUCUACCACCACAAUGUCGGGUUGAUUGGGCAGUACUUGCUUUUCUGGAUCUGUAAGUCCCACAGGAUCUUGGCCCUGUCAUUCUCAACCACCAUUUGUGAUAUCUCCCACCUGUACUUGGGCAGAACCAGCCGGUAUUCUGCGCAUAUGUUUCGGUACACAAUCCCAGCAAUUUAGUUGUGCCUCUCAGCGUAUGCGGUCACUGCUCACAUCUUGCACAUGACUAUUAUGUGGUGGAUAGUCAUUGAGGCCUCUUUGGACAGUCUGCAUCUUAAGUCAUGUCUGUCUUGUUUCAGUCCUGCUUUUUCCAAUGACUGGUACAAAUUAAUAAUAUGAGCCACAUCCACCAUCUGCCGGUGGUAGACCUCUUAGAGGGGAUUGUCUUGCCAUGAAACCUCCUCCAUUUUCUGCCUCCUCUCUAUGUUAUUGUCUCAGACAUUUUUCUUACCCGUUCAUCUUUGUGAGCCAUUUUUGUGAUGUGCUCGUGCAUGCUUUGUGUUUCAUCCAGGACUGUGGCCCUGGCACUCAUAAGGCUAAGAUUUCUUUCCUUCUACUGAUGUAUAAUCUCCGAGUGCUAGAUUUCAGAUGGAAUCCUCCAUUCAUUGUGAGUAGUUUCUGGGUCAUGAUAUCCAUAGUGUCCACUGUCCAGCUCGUCUCUCGGCCAAGUUGUCUCAACUAGGUACCUGAUGACUGGUAGGUGUGUAUGUGUUGAAUAUGUGUAUCAUGGUGUUCUUUAUAUUGAGCUGGGACUUCAGGAUCUGUCUAAAACUGAGGAGGUACUUGAAUGUUGCCUCUUUCUUAUGGUUCCCAUGUGUUUGUGGUCCCCAGGUACCUAAACUGCAUGGAAAUGUAAAAUGGCUACAACAUCUUCAGUUCUAAUAGUCUUCCAUCUUCCUUGCUGUCAUACGCCCACACUCAUCUAGUCUGAAAAACAUUUCAAUGCCCUUGCUGUACAUCCUAGUUAGGUAGAUCAUCAAGUUGAUAUCCUGCUUACUUGGCGUAGAGCUUGAAGUUCCAUGUAGAAGAGUGGUUAAUGGUAGCUACUUUCUUGAACCUGUAUUUAUUUUUUUCUAUUUUCCUUUAAAAAUUUCAUUUGUGGUUUUAAUUGCGUUGUUUUUUUUUUCUUCUUUUCACAGAUGGGAACAUCUAAUAUACCAAUUUGGUGGCCAUCAGGAACUAAUUGAAUAUGUCAUCAUCAAAGGAAAAAUUGUUCACAAAAAUGAUAGCAUUCUUGGUCUCUAAGAGGCCUGUUUAGAAUGCAAGAAUUCGUUUUGAAGCAUCACAAUGUUUCACUUCAAUGUCUAAUCCAUGAUGGUGUACAAUAGAAAUCCUUAUUGGACGGACUGUUAAACUGUCCCCUAAUAUGCUGGCUUCAAUACUGUAGCCAUCAACAAGUUAAAAGCUGUACUGACCGUUGCAAAUAAAAUAACAUUUCUCAGGUUCCA
Pelobates cultripes (western spadefoot toad) is the source of this 40877-nucleotide messenger RNA. Lineage: Eukaryota; Metazoa; Chordata; Amphibia; Anura; Pelobatidae. The record is from the annotation of a GenBank genome assembly.